UCGACGGCGCUGCCCCGGACCUCUUUCCCUCCAGCAGGUGUCACCCCCAAAAUGACGCUUUUCAAUGGCAUCUAUCCCUUUUACCCCCAGACAAGGAAACCCUUCGUGUUCGACGUUGAUAUCAUCAUUGUAAUUAUUGUGUUCUUGGUAAUUGCCUUCAGCUUUCUACUUAUUCUGCCUGGAAUUCGUGGUAGAGCGAGACUUUACUGGCUUCUCCGGGUCAUCACGAGUCUUUUUAUUGGAGGAGUAAUUGUUGCGGUUCAGUUCACCUCUGACUGGGAGAGCGGGCAGGUGACUGCCAACACCACCUACAAGUCUUUCAGUCCAGCGGUGGUGCAUGCAGACGUUGGAGUGCACAUUGGCUUGGCGGGAGUCAACAUCACACUAGUUGGGAAACCAGUGGGGCAGCUCAAUGAAACCAUCAAUUACAAUGAACAUUUUUCCUGGUUGUUUGGGGAAAACUAUUAUCAAGAUUUUCAGGAGGGAUUGCAGAGGGGCUUGCCCAACCCUAUCCUCUACGUGGCAGAGAAGUUCAGUGACAUCAGCCCUUGUGGUAUAAACGGCCAGUACAGGAUUGCGGGACACUAUGCAUCGGCUACCCUGUGGGUGGCUUUCUGCGCAUGGCUCGUCUCCAACAUGUUGUUCUCUAUGCCAGUCCCCGUGUAUGGCGGCUACAUGACCCUGGUGACGGGGGCCUUCUUGAUCUUUGCACUCCUCUCCUUCUCCACCGUGAGGAACUAUCCGGUGUGUGUGAUCCACUUCGGUUCCACCGCCUUGCAGCCUAUCUAUGGAGUAUCUUUCUGGCUAACGCUUGCCACAGGACUGCUCUGCUUCCUGAUUGCUGCAGUGGUCAUACUGCUGCACUACGUCCGCCCUGACCUCUUGAAAGCCUUCUUCGACCUGUGCGAGGACGAAGAGGAAGACGAAGGGAUGCUGGGAGAAGUGUACAUCAACCCCCACAUGGCACAAAUCAAAACACUUUCUUCCCAACCCGAUUUCAAACUGACCAUCAAGAACAGCUAAAAACAAAAACUUUGCACUGAACUUUUGAAGCCUUCUCUUUCUAUUGAGAUAUUGACUGCAGCGUGGACUGCCUAAGCCCUUGGGUGGGCAUGAUGUGCUCUCAUGCAGAGCCCUGACGAGGGCUUCCUUGGAGUCUGGACAACAGCAGGAAAACAUUUUCUCCUGCAGGUCGCAAUGCCACCAGCAAGGGGGAAAGGAGUAGGGAUAGCGUGGGCAGGGGAACGCUGGACCUAGUACGAAGAUCAAGGGCAAGCCUUCAUUAGACUAAUGCUAGAAGGAGGAGGCAUAAGGAGACAGAACCGUCCAAGACAUCCUAUUAGAUAGUUCUGCCCUGACUGCAAGCUCAGGAGAAGUAGGAAAGAGUUGGGAGCCUUUCCACACCACUGAGCCAAGGUCUCCCCCAGAAGAGCCUGCGUGUUCAGCUUCACUUUCUUAUCUGGUUGCCUUUAAAAGAAAUCAGUGUUUUAUGUUUCAGCAUCGUAGCACUUGGCGUGCCUGCUGUGCGCACUUUGAACCUCACAGAAUGGAUAAGUAUGAGGAGAGUUGGUAGGAAAUUGUUUGGUUCACUCACAGGAGACCUCUCUUGCCCCUGCUCAGUGGGCCAAGCAAAUGUGUACGAAUGUGCAGAUUGGAAGUCAACUUAGUAAAAAACUACAUUUUUUAAAAAAAACCUAAAGUGUAUCCCUAGCAUUUAUUGUAGCCUUGAGUAUGGAUGGAUGUCAGUUAGCUUAGAGUACAUCUGCAGGAGAAAUUUUCUAGCAACAGACUUGAAAUUCUGGGGGAUCUUUAUAACCAUAGGUUUGAAAACUCUAGGAAUGCAUGCCUGAGUCUACCCCCACAAAGCAAGCUUUGCUGUUGCUGUCUGCUCGUACUUCUGGCCAAAGCACAACAUCAGAGCUGGCAAACAAAGUUCCAGAAGGUGUAUAAGCUGCAUCUGAAAUACUUUGAAACAUUUCAGCUCUAGACAGGGUUCUCCUGGUCAUGGAAUUUCUUCAGAACCAGAAAUCGUGUGGCCUAACAAAUUCCAUUUUUUAAAAAAAUAUAUGGUUGAUGCUGUAUGUUGUUUCUCCAUAUAGUGGACUGAGCUCCU
Eublepharis macularius is the source of this 2113-nucleotide messenger RNA. It is a transcript of the gene DUOXA2, whose product is annotated as dual oxidase maturation factor 2. Gene Ontology annotation, biological process: protein transport. Gene Ontology annotation, cellular component: endoplasmic reticulum membrane. The record is from RefSeq and is a predicted model, not a curated record. Bases 52 to 1023 code for a protein of 323 amino acids. The transcript has 7 exons. Lineage: Eukaryota; Metazoa; Chordata; Lepidosauria; Squamata; Eublepharidae.